AUGAACAGUUUCUCGAGUCUGGUGACAACAGUCAAGCUAGUGACAGGAAUGGUAAUGCCGCUGCUCAUGAAGCCUUCAAGACGGUGGCUGCAUAACUCAUGAUCUUCCAGGGAUGGGAUGACCAGCUGCAGGUAAUAGUUACUGGGAUGUGGGAUGGACGCCAAGGUCACGGGGAUAAAUCACCAGCGUGAUCACAACACUGGCUGCAGCUACUGGCGGUGGUGGUGGUGGUGAGAGGCACAGCACUGCAUCAACUGCACUCAAGUCCCUCCCCGGCCGCCAAGAUGAGCAAGCAGCUGGUGUGUGUGCAGGACUAUGAGAAGGAGGCUCGCCAGCACCUCAACAAAAACACCCUGGACUACUAUCAGUCUGGCGCCCUGGACGAGGUCACUCUGAGGGAAAACAAAGAGGCUAUGGAGAGGUGGUACAUUCGCCCCAGGUUCUUGCGUGACGUGUCUCACUGCAGUCUAGCCACCACACUGUUGGGCCACAAAGUCGCUGUGCCCUUUGGGGUGGCCCCAACAGCCAUGCAGCGCAUGGCCCAUAAUGAAGGGGAGGUGGCCACAGCACGAGCUGCAGGGAAGGUGGGCGCCCCGUUCACUCUGAGCACCGUUGCCACCACCACCAUCGAGGACGUGGCUGCUGCAGCUCCCGACACUCUGCGCCUCUUUCAGUUCUACAUCUACAGUGACAGGGAGGUGACGACGUCCCUCAUCAGGAGGGCGGAGGCCGCAGGCUUCUCAGCGCUGGUCCUCACGGUGGACACGCCUUAUUUUGGCAUCCGGCGUGCUGACAUCAGAAAUGCAGUUGCUCUUCCUGCUCAUCUCAGGAUAGCCAACUUUCAGAGUGCUGAAGAGUCUGACACUGCCAACUCAUCAAAUGGCAACUCAAGCAACUCAAGGAUCAGGGAGUAUGUGGCCUCACUGUUCAACCCAGCACUCACCUGGGAGGAUGUGGCGUGGCUCAAAGGACUAACAUGGUUCCUCCGCAGGAUCACGAAGCUUCCUGUGGUGCUCAAGGGAAUCCUGACCAGGGAGGAUGCAUGCAUGGGUGUGGAGGCCGGCGCUGCAGCCAUCUGGGUGUCUAACCACGGGGCCCGCCAGGUGGACGGUGUAUCCCCCACAAUGGAAGUGCUGCCGGAGGUGGUGGAGGCGGUGGGUGGCCGCUGCGAGGUGUACGUGGAUGGAGGCUUCUCUCAAGGGGCACACAUUUUCAAGGCCCUGGCUCUUGGGGCAAACAUGGUGUUUCUGGGGAGGCCGCUGCUGUGGGGGCUGGCCUGUGGGGGUGAGGACGGGGCGCAGGGAGUGAUGGAUAUACUGCAGAAGGAACUGGAGUCUGUCAUGGCAUUGUCAGGGUGUGCCACAGUGCAGGACAUCACGCGAGCAAUGGUGGUGCGACGGGAGAUGUGUGCUCACCUCUGAACUGUCACCACACCAUCCGCCACACUGCUGACAACCACCCUUCACCACACGACUGACAACCACUGUUCUCCACCACACUGCUGACACCCACCCUUCACCACUCGACUGACAAUCACUGUUCUCCACCACACUGCUGACAACUACCAUUCUCCACCAUGCAGCUGACAACCACCCUUCUCUACCACACUGCUGACAACCACCCUUUUCUACCACAUGGCUGACAAUCACCGUUCUCCACCACACUGCUGACAACUACCAUUCUCCACCACACUACUGACAACCACCCUACUCCACCACAGUGACCAAUUGCAUGCAGUGUCUUUCAUUUUCUAUGUUCUUUUCUUGACCCUUGACUUGUGUGAGCUCUAAGUUCUUCCCAGGUAAACUUCUACCAUAACCAAUCAAUUACUGCAGUUUAUUUAGGUAUUUAGAUAUUGUGUUGAAUGGUAGUGUGGUGUUUUUCAUAGUGGCCAAUUACAAACAAGUGUCUUUCA
Messenger RNA from Scylla paramamosain (green mud crab), 1915 nucleotides. RefSeq names its product 2-Hydroxyacid oxidase 1-like. Lineage: Eukaryota; Metazoa; Arthropoda; Malacostraca; Decapoda; Portunidae. Bases 285 to 1421 code for a protein of 378 amino acids. Gene Ontology annotation, molecular function: FMN binding; oxidoreductase activity. The record is from RefSeq and is a predicted model, not a curated record. The transcript has 10 exons.